AUGAUGUUUAUGCCACACACUCAUGUAUCUGAAUUGCCUUCUUUCACAUCAGUAGAAGGAGCUACAUCAGCUGCGGGUGCGCUAAUCUUUGCUUUGGUUGGACAUGCAGUGGUGUUAGCCUUGGAGAACAAGAUGCGAAAACCACAGGAUAUGUUGGGACCAUGUGGGGUCAUUUCAGGAGUAGUCGUUAUGCUCUCCAUUCUUUAUGCUGUGACGGGUUUCCUAGGCUAUGUUAGUUAUGGCGAGAGUUUAAGAGGCAGCAUCACACUUAAUUUGACUAACUGUUGGUGA
This is a messenger RNA of Cylicostephanus goldi, 291 nucleotides long. Lineage: Eukaryota; Metazoa; Nematoda; Chromadorea; Rhabditida; Strongylidae. The record is from the annotation of a GenBank genome assembly.